This is a messenger RNA of Drosophila eugracilis, 2677 nucleotides long. RefSeq names its product endoplasmic reticulum metallopeptidase 1. Lineage: Eukaryota; Metazoa; Arthropoda; Insecta; Diptera; Drosophilidae. The transcript is spliced from 11 exons. The record is from RefSeq and is a predicted model, not a curated record. Gene Ontology annotation, biological process: proteolysis. Gene Ontology annotation, molecular function: metalloexopeptidase activity. Bases 59 to 2677 code for a protein of 872 amino acids.
UCAGUCCAGUUCUAACUCUCGUUUUGAAAGCAAGACCGUGAGCCUGUAGAAUCAAAAUAUGAGUGACAAGGACAAGCUCAUUUUGGACGAGCCCGUAGAGAAAGGAGAAAGAUCCUUCUCAAAGAAAAAUGGGAAGAAAUACUUUCAACUUCCCUGGUACUCUGCCGGUGGCAUUGUCCUGUUCUGGGGCCUGCUUUUUGUUGCAGUAGUGAAGCCCCUCUUCUACCGCUUGCCCGAACCCCUAACAGUCGAGGAUGUCUCAAAAGGUGUCUUCAUCGCCGAACGUGCCCAGGCCAAUCUGUAUGAUUUCGAAGCCAUCGGUACCAAAGUGGUCGGCAGCUAUGAAAACGAGUAUAAGACGGUGGAGUUUCUGCUGAAGGAAUUAAAUCUCAUUAAGGAAAACAUCCAGACGGACUAUUUUGACAUGGAAAUUGACGUGCAACGCGCCUACGGUGCUUAUGUUAAAUGGAAUCUGGUUAACAUGUACCAGGGCAUUCAGAACGUCGUUGUUAAGAUCACUCCAAAGGGGAGUAGCAGUGAAAAUUACAUCCUGGUAAACAGUCACUUCGAUUCCGUGUCUACUAGUCCCUCCACUGGUGACGAUGGCCAUAUGGUCGUCUCUAUUCUGGAGGUGCUGCGAGUGAUAACGUCGUCGAGGGAGACCUUUGAACACCCCAUUAUCUUCUUGAUCAAUGGAUCCGAGGAGAAUUCAAUGCAGGCAUCUCACGGUUUCAUUGCCCACCACAAAUGGGCCAAGAACUGCAAGGUUGUCAUUAAUCUGGAUGCAGCUGGCAGCGGAGGCCGCGAAAUUAUGUUCCAGACUGGACCGAAUUACCCAUGGCUGGUCAAUAUAUAUAAGCUAGGUGCCAAGCAUUACUUUUCCACCACCAUGGCCGAGGAAAUCUUUCAAACUGGCCUUGUGCCCUCCUACACUGAUUUCGAUAUUUUCGUAGAAUAUGGAAACCUCAUUGGGUUAGAUAUUGGCCAGUGCAUCAAUGGAUUCGUCUACCACACCAAGUACGAUCGCUUCGAUGUGAUUCCCCGAGCUUCUCUUCAGAACACAGGAGACAACCUUCUCGGCUUGGUUCGAACCCUGUCCAAUGCCACCGAGCUGCGUAAUCUAAGCGAUAAUGCAGUAGGUAACACCAUUUUCUUUGACGUCCUGGGAUUGCAGCUAAUUAGCUAUUCAGCCGAGACUGGUGUGAAGCUAAACUAUGCCUUGGCUGCAGCUACCAUUAUCCUGGUCUAUAUAUCCUUGCUGCGCAUAGCAGAUAAGUCGAGUGUCAGCUCCGAAAAGGUUCUGGGUUCUUUCGUUUUGGUUCUCGUGGUUCAGGUUAUCGCCUUUGUUUUGAGUUUGGCUCUGCCUCUUUUGGUAGCAUAUGGCUUGGACAAAUACGGGCUCUCACUCAGCUAUUACGCCACACCAUCGCUCCUGAUCGGCCUGUAUGUGUGUCCUUGUCUCCUUGGACUGGCUCUGCCCAGUUUCAUUUAUCUGAAGCUGAACAAGAAUGAUAAGAUAUCCUUUGCCCAACAAGUUCAGCUGGCACUCCAUGGACACGCCGCUGUUCUUGCCAUCCUUUGCAUUGCUGUCAAUUAUUAUGGAGUGCGUACCACCUACGUCAUCACUUGGACUCUAGUUUUCUAUGUCAUUCCCUUGGCUUUCAAUCUUCUAACCACUCUGCACGAUCGAGGCUUUUCGUGGACGGCAAUCCUUAAAAUUGUCCAGGUCGCCCCGUUCCUCUACAACAGUUACCUCUUCUACUGCUUCAUCGUGAUACUCACUCCGAUGAUGGGCCGCUUUGGACUGAACACUAACCCGGACUUAAUCAUUGGGGCUUUGACUGCUCUAGGAACUAUAUUAUCCAUGGGAUUUUUGAUUUUACUGAUUAAUAUGUCCCGCCGUUCCGGAUUUAUUCUCUUGGGUUUGUUGGCAGUGUCCGCUGCUUCUGUGUAUAUUGCCAGUUCUACUGAAAUUGGAUUCCCAUACCGCGCCAGGACCAACGUACAGCGAGUCCAAUACUUGCAAGUUCGCCGCGUCUUCUACGAGUACGACGGAACCCUGAGCAAAGAUGAGUCCGGAUACCUUUUCGAUUUCCAGGAUCGUCGCGGCGUUGCUCCGUUGCUGGACUCCAAUGUCGAUUUAACUGGCCUGGUCAACAUGACAUCCGAUUGUGCCAAGUACAUGAUGUGCGGAAUGCCAUUGUAUGAUCACCGAUGGGUGGAGUCCAAGGAAGAUGGCAUGUGGCUGCCACGAAAGAAUCCUGUUUGGACACCAUCAGAACCGACGCUCGAGCUGCUCAACAAAACGGUGCUGGCCGAUGGCAAGACGGUUCGAUUCGAGUUCAAUCUGAAUUGUACAGAUCAUACCAGCAUUUUCAUCCAGCCCAACGAGGAUGUGACCGUCGGCAACUGGUCGUUUAUCGAGGACUACCUAACCACCAUCUCCCCGCCUUAUCAUAUAUAUUUCGCUUACGGCAUAGAUGACUCUCCAUUGAAUUUCUUCCUGGAUAUUACGAAAUCCGAUGCCGACUUUAAUGUCCCACUUUUCCAACUGGGAGUUUCAGCGCAGUACAUGCACGUCGAUGGCGAUGACGAGGCCGUCCAUUUUGCUAAUACUUUCCCCGAGUAUGCAGUAACAAUUACGUGGCCAGCUUUCUAUAAGAAAUAUGAAUUCUAA